ACUUGUAUUCAAAAAGCCAGAACUCAAUAAACCUCAAGCUCAUUCGCAUAAGCAUUUUGGGCGGGCUUUGAGCGGAAGAGUUUUUCAGUGUACCCAACCCAAACCUCGACCCAAAACCCCAUUUAUGCUCAACUCGACAAAAUGUUCGAAGUCACCGAGAUAACGGCUAACCCAGUCUCCUCUCUCUGCAAAUGUUCCUCUCUCUCACGAGUAGAGUUGUUUUGACCCAAUCUUCUCCUUGAAUGAGAAUUUACCAAGAACUGGAUAAUCUUUCGUUUGUUGGAAAAUGGCAAAGAAAGGAAGCUCAAAGUUGAAUAUUGCUAUUAUUCAUCCCGAUCUGGGUAUAGGUGGAGCUGAAAGACUAAUUGUUGAUGCAGCUGUGGAACUCGCAUCCCAUGGGCAUAACGUUCAUGUUUUCUCAGCGCACCACGACAAAAAUCGAUGUUUUGAGGAGACUAUUUCUGGUACCUUUCCUGUGACUGUGUAUGGUGCUUUCCUACCCCGACAUAUAUUCUAUCAUCUUCAUGCUUUGUGUGCAUAUCUACGGUGCCUUUUUGUUGCUCUGUGUAUGCUAGUCAUGUGGCCAUCAUUCGAUGUGAUACUAGCGGAUCAGGUUUCUAUUGUCAUCCCAUUGCUGAAGCUGAAGAAGUCAACAAAGGUUCUGUUUUAUUGUCAUUUUCCAGAUUUAUUGCUGGCUCAACAUACAACUAUUCUAAGGAGGAUAUAUAGAAAACCUAUAGACUUCAUAGAAGAAAUGACAACUGGAAUUGCAGAUAAGAUUCUUGUUAAUAGCAAAUUUACAGAAUCUAUGUUUGCAAAGACCUUCAGGCGUCUGGAUGCACAAGGAGUUCGGCCAGCUGUUCUUUACCCAGCUGUCAAUGUGAAUCAGUUUGAUGAACCCACCAAUUCUUACAAGUUGAAUUUUCUGUCCAUCAACCGUUUUGAGAAGAAAAAGAAUAUAGACUUGGCAAUUUUAGCCUUUUCUAUGCUUCGCACUCUUGGAGGAGAUGUGCUUCAAGACCUUAAUCUGGCUGAAGCUUCCUUGACAAUUGCAGGUGGUUUUGAUAAGCGCUUGAAGGAAAAUGUUGAGUACUUGGAGGAGCUCAGAAGUUUAGCGGAAAGGGAAGGAGUGUCUAGUCAGGUUAACUUCAUCACAUCUUGCUCGACAGCUGAAAGAAAUGCACUUCUCUCCCAAUGCCUAUGUGUUCUUUAUACGCCAAAGGAUGAACACUUUGGCAUUGUUCCUCUGGAAGCGAUGGCGGCUCACAAACCUGUUAUUGCAUGCAAUAGUGGGGGACCUGUAGAGACAGUUAAGAAUGGCGUAACAGGAUUUCUUUGUGAGGGUAACUCAAGAGAAUUCUCCUUGGCUAUGGCUAAACUCAUUCAAGACCCACAGAUGGCACAGAGAAUGGGUACGGAAGCUCGAAAGCAUGUCACGGAGUCAUUCUCUACAAAAAUAUUUGGUCAGAAUUUGAAUCAAUACCUUGUUGAUGUUGCUCGGACAAAGAGAGACUGAGAAUGAAUUAACAUAGCAGGAUACGCAGAUGUUUUGUAUUCGCUUGUUUAUACAUCACUCUUCCCGGGUGUGUUUUCUUUUUUUAUUUCUUCGACUUACCAUCCAUACAUCUGUAACUAGUUGUUUAGCUAGUGAUUCAGAGAGCUAACAUAGUUUUCUGGCUUAACAUACAAUACCAAUUUGCUGCAUUUAUGAACAUUGGAGAGAUUCUAUAAAGCACAAGUGGCUUGAUA
Molecule: messenger RNA, 1749 nt
Organism: Prunus mume (Japanese apricot)
Lineage: Eukaryota; Viridiplantae; Streptophyta; Magnoliopsida; Rosales; Rosaceae
Biological process (GO): dolichol-linked oligosaccharide biosynthetic process
Cellular component (GO): endomembrane system
Molecular function (GO): GDP-Man:Man(1)GlcNAc(2)-PP-Dol alpha-1,3-mannosyltransferase activity
Source: RefSeq, a predicted model, not a curated record